Messenger RNA from Dicentrarchus labrax (European seabass), 5227 nucleotides. It is a transcript of the gene fam53c, whose product is annotated as family with sequence similarity 53 member C. NCBI's taxonomy places the organism in Eukaryota, Metazoa, Chordata, Actinopteri, Moronidae. The transcript has 5 exons. Bases 1 to 1698 code for a protein of 565 amino acids. Gene Ontology annotation, cellular component: nucleus. Gene Ontology annotation, biological process: protein import into nucleus. The record is from RefSeq and is a predicted model, not a curated record.
AUGCGUGACGCCACACUCACACCUCGAUCUCCGUCCUGUCCAGGUGGUAAGGAGGAGGAGGAGUCUCAACCCUCAGCCCCUCCCCUCUCUCCUCCUGCAACGGACCAAACGGACAGACGCACAAACCGGCGUGGCUCUCCCCUCCCUCUUCCUCCUCCCUUCUCCUACCCGUUCUCUCCCCCUCCCCGUUCUCUCCCUGUCUCCUCCCCGCCUCCCUCCCCCAUCUCCCCCCUCGUCCCCUGCCACCAUGCUGUGGUCACGCUGCUGGUGGAGAACCUGAGGAAGCAGACUCUGGAAGGCGACCCUGCUCAGCCAGGGGACUUCUACCUGUCCCUGCUGGACCCGAAAACCCUCGCAGAGUGCUGGCCCCCAGAUGGCUUGAUGCCUGAGAGCAGCUACUGGCAGCUCUGCCCUCCCUCCAAGUCCGGCCUGCAGGGGGGGUUACUGAGCUCUAGUUUCCCCCCCGGCCCCGUGCCCCUGGUGCCCCCAGAUGCCCACCUACAGGAGGGGGGCGACCCCCUGGACGGCGCCCCCUCUCAGCCGCAGCAGCACCGGCCCCUGGCGCCCAGCACCUCAGCGUCCGAGCUGUGUCUCCCCGGAGGGCCGGUGGCCCCUCCCGGCCCCGGGCCCCCUCCUCCUCCUCCCCCGCCCCCCAAACGCCACUGUCGCUCUCUGUCGGUGCCCGAGGACCUGUCGCGCUGCCGCUACACCUGGCGGCCCAGCGCCUCACGGGUCUGGACUCCUGUCAGUCGCCAGCAGUGCCACGGGGGAGCUGGGGGAGGGGUCACCGGUGGGGGGGCAGGGGUGGGAGGAGGGGGUAUAGGGGCAGGUGCGGUAGGGGGCGGAGCCUGUCCUCUCCGUGCUCCCAGCUCCUCCCUGAACUCAUCGUUGCACUCCUCAUCCAGCCCCACCUUCUUCAGCCUGGCGCUGUCUCCGGACUCCCCGCUGCCCUGGAGCUUCCCGUGGGAUCCCAGCGAGGCGGCGGCAGGGGGAGGAGCUUGCUGCUGCUUCUUCCCCUCCCCCUCAUCCUGCUCCUCCUCACCCUCCCCCCUCCACCCACCUCCCCCUCCUCAGAGGCGUUUCUCCCUCUCCCCCGUGCUCAUCAGAGACUCUGCAGCCUCCACGUUCCUGCCUCCGCCUCCUGUGCCGAGCCAAGCGGCGCCGCCUCCACCGGGCUGCUCCACCGUGGCCGGAGCGACCCGGGGGGGCCCGGUGCCUGCGUCGCCCUCCUCGGCCUGCAGCACGCCAUCGUCUCUGCGCCGCAGCCUGCCACCGCAGCUGCCACGCUGCCACUCGCAGCCCUGCGACCUGCUGCUGCUCAAACCAGGACUGAAGAGACGCCGCGACCCCGACAGACCCUGCGCCCGACCCGUCCUCGACUUCACCAAGAUGACUCAGACGCGCAGCAUCGACCCGCAGUGUCUGGAGCGCGGUGGCGGCAGGCUGGCCUGCGGCGGUGACGUCUGCAUGGGCAUGGAGGCCUUCAUGGGCGACUUUCGGGGCUCCUGCUCGCCGGCCGAGUGCCUGGGCAGGACCAGCAUCGGGCCGCUGAGCGAGAGCGACGAGGAGUGCCGCGAGGACGACGACGAUGACGAUGACGACGGGGAGGAGGAAGCGGAGGAGCGCGAGGCGGCGCAGCAGGCGGUGUUUGAGAGGGAUUGUACAGAACUCGACUUGAACUUAAUAGAAGAAAACUGACGCAUUUGUAAAUGGAAGGCUGUUCUCUGUUUUUUUUAUUUUUUUUUAUUUAGUUUUGUUUUGAAUUGAUCUGAACCCCUCCCCUCUUCCUGGACCACCGUCAACACUCCUCCUUGCCACCAAUCAGCAAGGCUCUCAGGAACAACACCUUCUCUCAUUGGAUGAGCUGGGGUAAACAAAGCUGAUUGACGACGACAGUGAUGAUCUGACUACCACCGGUGAAGACUCGGCUGUGCGAAUCCUCCUUUUGAACACGUGAGGGUCUCUUAGAGAGUAACUCUGGUCGCCUGAGGACCCUGCACUCUCUGAACCCUCCUGGAUCUGAGCUCCACUUACCUCCGAGCCGCUCUGCUAGCUUCAGGCUGACGAGCCGUAGUCGAGGUAUGUGAAGCCCUCAGGCUGGACUCAGACUGUCCAGGUGCUUCUCGGCGUCCAGGUGUCUUCCAACGCACAGCUACUGUCUCUCUGUAACACUCUACAGCCUGAUGAGGGCGCCGCCGCACUGCAGCGCCAACCGCCGCCAUCGCCACGCCCAUCUCACACACACACACACACACACACACACACACACACACACACACACACACACACACACACACACACACACACACACACUCUGAGCAAACACAAACAUGUCUAAAAGCUGAAGACUUGAUGUUUGAUAGCCUGAAAGCAAAGCUGCAGCUAACGUUAGCACGCCUGCAGCCAGCGCUUCAGGUACGACAAACCUUUAAGUCAGACAUCAACAACUUCAUUGACGUCUUUGUGAUUCAUUAGUGGGAAUGAUCCAUUUUAAUUUUCACGGACUAAACUAUUAAAGUCAGGAUAAUUGGUUCCGGGGGGGUCCGGUGGAUUGUGGUAGAUCGGGACCACCAGGAGGAGCCAGAGGAACCGGGUUUUUCCAGAUGAUCUAAAGUUUCAGCAAUAAUGAAAUAAAAUAAAGCAAAUAAAAGUUACCUGCUGCAGCUUCAUAAAACUCAACCUGAACACACACACACACACACACACACACACACACACACACACCUGUGCAAAACACUUGAGGUCACGGUCAUGUGACCUGGGCGUGGUGAUGCGUUCAGGUUCGCUGCUGUUUGGAGGCGUGUCCCUGUCAGGCCUCACUGAGGGCAGGUAGCCACUGAUGCUGUUGUUCACCUGAGUGUUCCCACAUUCCUGUCACACACACACACCUGUCACACACACACCUGUCACUUCACACACACCUGCUCAUUCACUCACCUGGUCUCUGUGUGUCUGUGUGUGUGUGUGUGUCUGUGUGUGUGUGUCUGUGUGUGUGUGUGUGUGUCUGUGUGUGUGUGUGUGUGUGUGUGUGUGUGUCUGCUGGUCACGUGUCCAGACUGAAUCCAGAUCGAGUCCUGAUUGAAUUUCUAACUAUUUAAUAUUUUAUGCUCAUUGUGAAACCUGUCCAGUGGAUGAAAGCGAGCGUUCAGAGACGUUUACUGACACUGAGAUCACGAACCCGACAUUGAUCCUAAAUUCAACCAAUCCCUGUGAAUUCUGCACAACCUUCGGUUUUACUUCACUAUGAGCUAAGUUAGCGAUCAACCAAACUCCAUUCAGAAAACGAGCAUUUUAAAAGUUGUCAGACCAACAAAGACUGAAUUCAGAUAUUUUAUCAAUCACCAUCAUGCUGUCGUUUUCUCAGCAUCAUAUUGAUCUGUUUAUUGACUUUAAAUCACAGAAAUCUGUUUAACUCGGGCUCAUAGCACCGCUGUGAGACGUUUGGUGGGAACACACACACACACACACAGUAACGUAAAAUAAAAUAUCAGUCACACGGCGCCGUUCCUUCGCCGCCACAGCACUAACACUAUCAGUGAGUUACAGAGCGAAGCAGCUCCUCACAUCCACCCACUCACUGUGGACUUCUUCUGUACUUUAAAGUAAAUGAUGAGUCAAUAAGAUUAGAAAUGAUUCACUGUUAACUUUCAGUGUUAACACUGUUGGAUGAAUCAGAUUUCUGUCUGGAUAUAAUCUCCAUGCUGAUGACCAGAACCUCCAGGAGUGAAUGUGUGUUUGGGAAAUCUCGCAGGUUACGAUGUGAUUUUUAUUUUUUUCCUCCAAUUUUCACUUGAAACCCACAAACAGAAGAAGAAGUGCACGUUUAAGGUCUCUUAAACAGCGUGUCACUGAGUCCGUGCGGUCGUUGGCGUAAAGGACCACGCGGCUCGUUUUAGCUUUUCUACUGAGAAUCACAUUCCUGCGGAUCAUUUCCAAUCCUCCACCAGGUUUCAGAUUGAUCUGUUUUCCAGACAUUUGGUUCCUUGCAGUGAGAUAAUCCAUCACCGUCGGCGUUUAGGAGGAGGAUGUAUUUAAGUUAUUACCUUAUUUAUACAUCACGUGGCCGUACAGUGGAAAACAAACCCUACGGCGAUGCGUUCGGGGACCCUCUUGCCCGAAAAAGCAGCAAGAGUGAAAUUAGAAACUCAGAAAGACAAUCAUCAAGCAAACAGCAGAAUUCUAUAAAACCACGUCCGGUCAUUUCGGUUCAGCAGGCGGAUCUCAGAUGUCCUAAUGUCCCUGAAUGCAGCACAAACCGGCGCUGAAUAAAAGUGUGAACGCUGACAGCGAUGGAUUAUUGAUUAUUGAUGGAUUAUUGAUGGAUUAUUGAUGUCUGACUGCAGAAACUCUUCAAUCUUCAAAUGAAUGAAUUCUGUGAAAGAGGAGGUUGUUGUUAGCGAGCGCGAUGUCCGAGGGUUCGAACUCGCCGCUGUGUUUGAGUUCUCACUGCGUCUCUGAUUCAGGAACAGUUCAUCCGUCUAAAGCUUCUGGAUUAAAGCUGGAGUCAGGGUGUGGUUAGCCUAGCUUAGCAUCAGACUGGUGCUCCUGGGGUUGGGUUAGCUGCUUAUUAGCUAAUGGAAGACGCUGAACAGCAGUAUGUUAGCAUGCUAAUGUUAGCAUGCUAAUGUUAGCGUUUAACUUAAAGUGCCGCUGUCGACUUCCUGUUUGUGUUCAGACUUUAUGCUAAGCUAGGCUAACCACACCCUGACUCCAGCCCUGUAGUACACACACAGACACACACACACACAGACACACACACAGACACACACACAGAGACACACACACACACACACACACACACAGACACACACACACACACACACACAGACACACACACACACACACACACACACACACACACACACACACAGUGGUUCCCAACCUUUAUAUUUAUAUGUUAAUAUGUUUUGGUUUUUUAAUAUUCAAUGCUUAACAUUUCCAGAAGAGAAUAACUGAACACCCAAUUAUUGAAGAACAUCAGAACUUAUUAUUAUUAUUAUUAUUAUUAUUAUGUUUUAACAUGUUUAACAAUCGUACAGAUUAAUUAGGCAGACAGAUUCAGUGUUUCCUUCUCAUCGUUCUCUUUGAUUAAUGUAACUGUACUUUUCUAAAGCGUCGAGGCAGACAGUGGAUAGAGUUUGUGUUCAGGUCUGCAGAUAAUAGAAGUUUAAACAAUAAUAUUAACUCAACAUUUUUUUCACAGACAUAAAUAAAAUGCUGAAAUAAA